Molecule: messenger RNA, 1605 nt
Organism: Molossus molossus (Pallas's mastiff bat)
Lineage: Eukaryota; Metazoa; Chordata; Mammalia; Chiroptera; Molossidae
Product: zinc finger protein 660-like
Exons: 6
Coding region: 1-1605 (534 amino acids)
Biological process (GO): regulation of transcription by RNA polymerase II
Cellular component (GO): nucleus
Molecular function (GO): DNA-binding transcription activator activity, RNA polymerase II-specific; RNA polymerase II cis-regulatory region sequence-specific DNA binding
Source: RefSeq, a predicted model, not a curated record
AUGGCGGCGGCCCAGGUUGGUGUGACCUUUGAAGACAUUGUCCUAACUUUUCACUUAAAUCCUCACUGGGUUGAUGUGACCUUUGAAGACGUUGUCCUGUACUUCUCCAGGGAGGAAUGGUGCCUCCUUGAUGAGGCUCAGAGACGCCUGUAUCUUGAUGUGAUGCUGGAGAACUUUGCACUUAUAUCCUCACAGGGUUGCUGCUGUGGAGCACAGGGUGUGGAGGCACCCACCGAACAGAACAUUUCUGUAAGAGUGCCACAGGCAAAGAAUCCCAAGGUGGCUUCAUCUGCCCAGAAGACCCACCCCUGUGAGAGUUGUGGGCCGGUCUUGAAAGACAUUUUCCACUUGGUGGAGCAGCCGGGAACACAACACAGCCCAAAACUGUUGAGGUGUGGGGCAUGUGCAAAACCGUGUUAUUUCACUGCAGAAUGUCACCAGAAGCAGGAACAGCACAAGAGAGAAAAGGCUCUUGUACCAGCUGUGGACAGGCCCUCACUUGGGAAGGGCUGCAGUUUCAGUGUGUCCCAGGAGCUUUUCACCACCGAGGAACUUGGGCUGGAUGUGCUGACCAGCUCAGGAUAUAUCCAAAAACAGGCUAGCCACACCAGGGACAGUUCAAAUAAAAUCUCGAUCUCUGAGCUGACUUUUCAAAGGAGAAAAAAAGUUUACGCAGGGAAAGAAGGUAAGAAAGCCAUUGGCUGCAACCACACACUUGUUCCAGACCAAGCCGUCCACUCUGGAAGGCAGUGUUUUGUCUGCCGUGAAUGUGAAAAAUCUUUUACAGGCAUCUCUGCCCUUCGUUAUCAUCAAAAAGUUCACACAGGGGGAAAGCCAUAUAAGUGCAGUGAAUGUGAGAAAUGCUUUAGAAAUCGCAAUGGCCUUAUUCUACAUCACCGAGUUCAUUCUGGAGAGAAGCCUUAUGAGUGUGGCAAAUGUGGGAAAUCCUUUAGUCAAACUCCAAACCUCAUUCAGCACCAAAGGGUUCACACUGGAGAGAAGCCUUAUGAGUGCAGUGAAUGUGGGAAAUCCUUUAGCCAAAAUUUUAGCCUCAUUCAACACCAAAGGGUUCACACUGGAGAGAAGCCUUAUGAGUGUGGUGAAUGUGGGAAAUCUUUUAGCCAAAGUUUCAACCUUGUUCAACAUCAAAGGGUUCAUACUGGAGAAAAGCCUUAUGAGUGCAGUGAAUGUGGAAAAUAUUUUGCCAGAAUCUCUAGCCUUCAUUAUCAUCAGAGAGUUCACACUGGAGAAAGGCCUUAUGAGUGCAGUGAAUGUGGGAAAUCUUUUAAGAGCAACUAUCACCUCCGUUAUCAUCAAAGACUUCACACUGGAGAAAGGCCGUACGAAUGUAGUGAAUGUGGGAAAUCUUUCAUCACUAGCCCUGGCCUUAGUUAUCAUAAGAGAGUUCACACUGGAGAAAGGCCUCAUGAGUGCAAUGAAUGUGGGAAAUCUUUUACCUGUCACUCUGGACUCCGUUAUCAUCAGAGACUUCACACUGGAGAAAGGCCUUAUGAGUGCAGUGAAUGUGGGAAGUCUUUCAUCAGGAACUCUCAUCUUUGUUCUCAUCAGAGGUCACACAGGAGAAAGGCUUUUUCAGUGCAGUGA